Messenger RNA from Oncorhynchus keta (chum salmon), 1764 nucleotides. RefSeq names its product claudin-4. Gene Ontology annotation, biological process: bicellular tight junction assembly; cell adhesion. NCBI's taxonomy places the organism in Eukaryota, Metazoa, Chordata, Actinopteri, Salmoniformes, Salmonidae. The coding region runs from base 169 to 804 and encodes 211 amino acids. Gene Ontology annotation, molecular function: structural molecule activity. The record is from RefSeq and is a predicted model, not a curated record. The transcript is spliced from 3 exons. Gene Ontology annotation, cellular component: bicellular tight junction; plasma membrane.
CACUACAAAACCCUUUACAUCACACCAGCUACAUAACAGACCACCGCUUUACACAGAUCAACGCCUGAAUUAAGAGAGUAGAAUUUCCUUUUUAAAGAGAAGGAAAACCCUUGACAAAGAACUUUACUUUUCAAAUUUCCAAUCAAGACAAGAGGACACAUCAUAAGGAUGGGAUCUGCUGGGGUACAGAUUGUAUGUGUGGCCCUUGGGAUCCUGGGCCUGAUCGGGGGCAUUGUGUGCUGUGCCAUCCCUAGGUGGAAAGUGUCAUCAUUUACAGGACAGAACAUCGUAACGGCACAGGAAACUGAAGAGGGCCUGUGGAUGACCUGUGUGGUGCAGAGUACUGGCCAGCAGCAGUGUAAGAGCUAUGAGUCCCUGCUGGUCCUGCCAUCUAACCUGCAGGCGGCCCGCGCCAUGACCAUCAUCAGCUGCAUGGUCACCUCCCUGGCCAUCCUCAUCUUGUUCGCCGGCGCCGACUUCACCACCUGCGUGGAGAAUGAGGACAUCAAGCCCAAGAUCAGCCUUGUGGCUGGGAUCGCUCUGUUGGUGUCUGGCCUCCUCCUCAUCAUCCCUGUCAGCUGGUCCGCCCACAACGUCAUCAGCAACUUCUACAACCCCCUUGUGGCCCAGAAGAUGGAGCUGGGAACCUGUAUCUUUAUUGGCUGGGCUGCUGGGGUGCUUCUGAUUCUGGCCGGAGGCCUGCUCAUGUGCUUCAGCAGAGCCAAAUCUGGCAGCUCGGGAGGAACCGCCAAGUACUACGGCAACAGCGCUUCAGCCCCCGCCGCCAACAAGAACUACGUCUAGUGCAUGUAUUACACCUCUGUAUGUUUGUAUGUGUGUAGAGAGAUAGUUUGAUGUAUUACACCUCUGUAUGUUUGUAUGUGUGUAGAGAGAUAGUUUGAUGUACUACACCUCUGUAUGUUUGUAUGUGUGUAGAGAGAUAGUUUGAUGUAUUACACCUCUGUAUGUUUGUAUGUGUGUAGAGAGAUAGUUUGAUGUACUACACCUCUGUAUGUUUGUAUGUGUGUAGAGAGAUAGUUUGAUGGAAAGGAAAUGGGUCAGACAGAAUGGAAACAAGAAAGGGGAGGGGUUUAAUCUUGAGGAUAAAGAAGGGACAUUAUGAGUGGAAAUAAUGGUUGUAAAUAUUGACUAUUUCAAAAUGGUAAGACUGGUGUAGUUGUAGUUAAUCCAAGGGUCCAAUAUGGUGGUUCAAUUUAAAAUACAAAUAUAUGUUUCUUUUUUGGGGGGGACUAACUCAAUAUACUAUAAUAUACUACAAAUCGAAACUGUGUAGGGAUGAUGAUGUACCUACAUUCAUACAGUUUCUUAACUGUGUCCAACUCACUAAAAAUCACCUACAUGAAGGUUAGACAGUCAAGGAGCACCGGAAAUUCCAAAAACGAUGGAUAGAGGAAAUUAUUUUACAAAUUGUGACUGCGAGGAAAUAUAACCAAUUUUCAGUGUGGAUCUCCGGACCUCGUUGAAGACCAAAUGCAGCCCCCGGGGCAGAAGGAGUUUGACACCUUUGUUGUAAUGUGUUAUCUCGUUGAGGUUUUUAAUAAUGGGUGACAUGCUUCUGUAAUGCCAUGAAUGAACAACAGAGAGCAAGGUGAGGGACUCAGUGGUCAUGCAUCUCCAAAUACAGGUAUAGUUAAAUGACUGUAUAUAUCAUUUACAUCCAUGAGAUCAAAACUAUUUUUCUUUUGUAAAUCAGCUUGUCUUUUACUUUUGUGUAUCAAAUAAUAAAUACAUGUUUUUAUUUUA